AUGCCAUCACAUGGUGUAGAUAUAACAUUAUAUGGUGGAUAUAGAUCAUUACGUGAUAUAUGUUCGUAUGUGAUUCGGAGACCUGCUGCUGCUUUUCUAAACCGUAUUAACAAUAUAACUGAACCAUUCAGAGAAUACUGUGCAUUACUGAGUAUAUUCAACAUUACAAAUGGAGAAAUGAGUGUUCCCAAUGACAAGGUACUGAGAUAUACCGGAAGUGUUGACGGUGACCAAUCAAUUCCUGGGUUUGGCGAGCAUGCUGACGUUGACAUCAACGAUAUAAAAAUUGACUAUCAGGUAACCAUAGAAACGAUCCCGGGUCAUGGCUUAUUUGAAGGGACAAUCCACGUGGACCACGUUAACAAUGAAGAACAACCCUGUGAUGUCGGUCUGGAGAUUAGUCGUAUCAAUAUAUAUGGCAACCAAGCUAAGUGUGUAUCUGAGAAAUAUCCAAGUAUUGCCAAGUACUGCUACUGCAAAAACAACAUUCGUCAAAGUGAUUCUCUGGAAUGACGCCACGUAUAAUUUGUCUUACUAAACACAACUCAAUGAGCACAAAUUAUAAUAAAAUAACUUCAUGU
Messenger RNA from Saccoglossus kowalevskii, 581 nucleotides. RefSeq lists its product as uncharacterized. The record is from RefSeq and is a predicted model, not a curated record. NCBI's taxonomy places the organism in Eukaryota, Metazoa, Hemichordata, Enteropneusta, Harrimaniidae.